Carassius gibelio (silver crucian carp) is the source of this 1077-nucleotide messenger RNA. It is a transcript of the gene fgfbp1a, whose product is annotated as fibroblast growth factor binding protein 1a. Gene Ontology annotation, molecular function: growth factor binding. NCBI's taxonomy places the organism in Eukaryota, Metazoa, Chordata, Actinopteri, Cypriniformes, Cyprinidae. Gene Ontology annotation, biological process: cell-cell signaling. Bases 112 to 714 code for a protein of 200 amino acids. The record is from RefSeq and is a predicted model, not a curated record. The transcript has a single exon.
UGUGUAUUGUUAUACCAUAAGAGUUAAUUUAUUUUCAACAAAACCAUUUGUGACUACAAAUGUCCCGUCAAGUUGUUCCUGCAGUUGUUUGAAAAUAAUUCCGACGAGGACAUGAAACGCGUGACAGACAUUGCUCUCGUUCUGAUCUUCGCCUGUAUCGUGCAGCAGUUCGUACAGGUCAACAGCCUGAGAGACAGAGGUAGCAGAGCGCAGGCAGAUGGGAAGGGGAAAAGAAGAGGUCAACGGAAUGAAAGUGGCCUGAAAGGGAGAUUCUCACUUAAAGACGGAGCGCGGUGCUCGUGGCGCGCAGCGCGCGGAGGUGAUGCCUUUGUAUUGGGAGUCACGUGCAAAAACGGGGCAAAUACUUUCAGCUGCGAAUAUGUAGCGAAGCCCACAGCAUGUGAACAGUACGCAUCCAAUACCAAAGCCUACUGGAAGCAGAUGUCCCGUUCGCUAAAAAAGCAGAAGAAACUCUGUCGUGACUCCACAGCGAUGGUGAAAGCCGGUAUGUGCAGGAGCGCGCCUGCGGACGCGCACUUCAGUCUGAAGGACACGAGCCCCUCCUCCAGAGUCCCGUUACCGCUAACCGCGGGGAAUAAUAACUGUCCUGACCGGAUCGAGAGGCUGAGAGUGGCCGAAGAACACUGCAGCAGAGCCUGGUCUUCAUUGUGUGCAUUCCUCUUCUUGAUGCUUGAAAAUGAUGAAUGCUCAUGACUGACUUUGGAAAAACUUUUAAGGCAAAAAAAAAAAAACUAAUGUAUUUACAGUGUAUUUAGAUUUUGGUUUGAAUGAAGAAGAAAAUUCGUGGGUUCUUCUGAAACUGUCCUCACAAGAUAUAAAAUAUAAAACCUGAAAUCCGCCAAUGUGUACAGUCAAUGGGUACAAAAAAAUAAAUUAAAAAAAUACGUGUAAACAUUAAAAUAUUAUAAAUUCCUGACCAUCACAACAAAAACCCGUGUUAAGCAUGUUUUGUGUGAGACUUAAAGUUGAUGUAUAAUAGAGGAAGAAUAUAUGAAAAUGGUUAUUGGUGUUUGUAAUCUUACUGAGUGAUCUCUUGAUUAAAGUGCCUUAAUGUUU